Pogona vitticeps (central bearded dragon) is the source of this 3267-nucleotide messenger RNA. RefSeq names its product solute carrier family 30 member 5 (gene SLC30A5). Gene Ontology annotation, cellular component: Golgi apparatus; cytoplasmic vesicle; membrane. Lineage: Eukaryota; Metazoa; Chordata; Lepidosauria; Squamata; Agamidae. Gene Ontology annotation, molecular function: zinc ion transmembrane transporter activity. The record is from RefSeq and is a predicted model, not a curated record. Gene Ontology annotation, biological process: intracellular zinc ion homeostasis; zinc ion import into Golgi lumen.
GUUCUUCUCCCUGCAUCGUUAGUCAUCAGCGAUUCCGGCGGCCACUGAGGACGUGGCUUUGGCGCAAGUGCAGGCUGGCCUCUUCCUGUUCCGCCGGCGGCCCAGGCCUGCUUGGGCGGCCUGCUUUCGCCUCAGCCCGCCCGGCCCUCAGCCGGUGGAGGAUGAGGAGGACUCGCAGUGAGGGGGCCGACAGAGGUGGCUGAGGGAGCCUGGCCUGUGAGCCGGCAAUGGAGGAGAAGUUCGGCGGCAGCGGCGAAGUCCUGCCUGGAGGCGGGCGCCUGGGGCCCGUGGACGUGCCCAGCGCCCGCCUAACUAAAUAUGUUGUGUUGCUAUGUUUAACUAAAAUUUUGAAGGCAUUAGGAUUGUUUGAAUCCUAUGAUCUCCUGAAAGUAGUUCACCUUGUACAGUUCAUCUUCAUAGUAAAGCUUGGGUCUGCAUUUUUUAUGAUUUUGUUUCAAAAACCAUUUUCUUCUGGGAAACCUGUCACCAGGCAUCAAUGGAUCAAAAUAAUCAAACAUGCUGUUGUUGGCUGUAUAAUUUCACUGUUGUGGUUCUUUGGACUCACCCUCUGUGGACCUCUAAGAACCGUGUUACUUUUUGAGCAUAAUGACAUUGUUGUCAUUUCACUGCUUAGUGUACUGUUCACAAGUUCAGGAGGAGGACCAGCAAAGACAAGAGGUGUGGCCUUUUUCAUUAUUGCUGUGGUAUGUCUUUUGCUUUUUGACAAUGAUGACCUCAUGGCUAAAAUUGCAGAACAUCCUGAAGGACACCAUGACAGUGCUCUAACGCACAUGCUUUAUACAAUCAUCUCUUUCUUGGGUGUUGCAGAUCACAAGGGUGGGGUAAUCUUGCUUGUAUUAGCAUUGUGUUGCAAGGUUGGUUUCCACACAGCCUCACGAAAACUCUCAAUAGAUAUUGGUGGAGCAAAACGCCUUCAAGCAGUGUCUCAUCUUGUUUCUGUCAUCCUUUUGUGUCCCUGGGUGAUUGUCCUGUCUUUGACAACAGAGAGUAAAGUAGAAUCCUGGUCUUCACUCAUCAUGCCCUUCAUAACAGUUAUACUUUUUGUUGUGGUUUUGGACUUUUAUGUAGAAUCAGUGUGCUCCGCCAAGAUGGAAGUCUCAAAGUGUGCACGCUAUGGAUCCUUCCUCAUUUUUAUUAGUGCUCUACUUUUGGGCAAUUUUUGGACUCAUCCAAUAACAGACCAGCUUCGAGCUAUGAAUAAACCAGCACAUCCAGAAACCACAGAGCAUGUUAUUUCUGGAGGAGUAGUAGUCAGUGCCAUUUUCUUUAUUCUAUCUGCCAGUAUUCUUUCCUCCCCAACCCGGAAAGGACAGAAAGGCACUCUCAUUGGUUAUUCUCCUGAAGGAAUACCACUGUACAAUUUUAUGGGUGAUGCUUUUCAGCACAGUUCCCAAUCCUUACCUCGAUUUAUUAAAGAGUCACUGAAACAAAUUCUUGAGGAGUCUGACUCAAGACAGAUCUUCUAUUUUUUGUGUCUAAACCUGGCAUUUACUUUUGUGGAACUAUUUUAUGGUGUGUGGACCAACAGUUUAGGGUUAAUCUCAGACGGAUUUCACAUGCUUUUUGACUGUUCAGCUUUAGUCAUGGGACUGUUUGCAGCACUGAUGACUAGAUGGAAAGCAACUCGCAUAUUUUCCUAUGGGUUUGGACGUGUAGAAAUCCUUUCGGGGUUUAUUAAUGGCCUUUUCCUCAUGGUAAUAGCUUUCUUUGUGUUCAUUGAGUCUGUGGCCAGACUGGUUGAUCCUCCAGAUAUUGAUACAAAUAUGUUGACUCCUGUCUCAGUUGGAGGAUUGCUAGUAAACCUCGUUGGUAUCUGUGCCUUUAGCCAUGCCCAUUCCCAUGGGCCUUCUCGAGGAGGAUGCCAUGCACACGAGCACAGUCAUUCACACCACGGGCAUGGUCAUAGUCAUGGCCAUGGCCAUUUGCACAGUGACUAUGGCCACAGUCAUAAUCAUGGACACUCACAUGGUUCUUUAGGAGGUGGCAUGAAUACCAAUAUGAGGGGAGUAUUUCUACAUGUCUUAGCAGACACUCUUGGUAGCGUUGGUGUGAUUAUAUCAACAAUAUUAAUUCAACAGUUUGGAUGGCUGAUAGCUGAUCCCCUCUGCUCUCUCUUUAUUGCUACUUUGAUUUUUCUCAGUGUGAUCCCACUGAUAAAAGAUGCAUGCCAAGUACUCUUGUUGAGAGUGCCACCACAACAUGAAAAAGAUCUGCACAUAGCUUUAGAAAAGGUCCAGAAAAUUGAUGGAGUCAUCUCCUACAGAGAUCCUCAUUUCUGGUGUCAUUCUGCUAAUGUUGUGGCAGGCACUAUCCAUGUACAAGUGAUGUCAGAAGUGAUGGAGCAGAGAAUUAUACAGCAGGUUUCAGCAAUUCUUAAAGAUGCUGGAGUCAACAAUUUAACAGUCCAGGUCGAAAAAGAAGCCUACUUUCAGCAUAUGUCUGGCCUCAGUACAGGAUUUCAUGAUGUCCUUGCUAUGACAAAACAAAUGGAAUCCAUGAAAUACUACAAGGAUGGUACUUACAUCAUGUGAUAUGGAGUUAUAUCUGCAGGUUUUAUUAUCUGCAUUUCAUCAGGGGAAAUUUGUACAUAAAUGUACAGAAACCAGUAUAUUAUAUAUUUGGAUUUUUAGAGAAGGAAGGUAUUGUGUAAUUAAAACCUGAUCAAGAGGUUUGGAAAAAUGGACAGUUGAAACAUAUACUGUAUAUGUGAAAUGAUGGCAAUGUCAAAAUACUGUAUUUGGUAUCUAUUAAACCAGUUUUGCUAUUGGAGUGUGGAUGAGCACAAAUGUAUUGCAUCAGACGGAAUAUUGAGCAUUUCUCUUCCAUCUUAGAUCUAAAGAAAAUAAUUUUGAGUUACAACAGAAACAGAUAGACUCCAAAAACUUCAAAUUAUUUUGAAGUACUGCUGCUGUAUGUGUAUUUACACAUAAAAUGUGCAAAUGGGUUUUUCAAAGUUCAUUAGAUACAAAUGAAUAUGUACAAUUUUAUAUUUAUUCCAUUUGUAUAUGUAACCCUGUUUUCUAAGCACAGCUUUGUUAAAUGAGGAGAAAUAGAUUCUACCAAAAAAAAACUGUCAAUUAACUAAUUUUUAAAAGAGAAAAAGAAAGUGUCCCAUGGGCAAUGAGUCAGGAAGAAAGAGAACUACAGUUUUUGCUGUACAUGCACUCCUACGUUUCUGUUCAGUGAGAAGGUUGAAAACCUAAUUUGAACCACUAUGUAAAAUAAACAUUUUAUAAUUUUUAUAAA